UCCGACAAACCGCCUCUUUCCUUUCCCAUCUACCAAACCCUAGGGUUUUCCUGUCGUCUUCUCUAUUUCUACGAUCUGCAGAUUUCUUUGGCGAUUGCAACUUCAUAUAUACAAGAACGCAAUCGAAGAUGAAGGUCUAAGGUCUCCUAGCUUGAAGUUCUUGUUCAAAUUUGAAAUUGGAAUGGACUUCGGGGGGCGUAAGAGAGGCAGACAAGAUGGUGGUUGGAAUGGAGCUCCUAAGAGGGCAAGAGACGAAAUGGAGUCCUUUACACCUGGUGUAGGAAGCAAAUCAAAGCCAUGCACGAAGUUUUUCAGUACUUCUGGCUGCCCAUUUGGUGAAGGAUGCCACUUUUUGCACUAUGUUCCUGGUGGCUACCAUGCUCCUAGUCCGCUGACAAAUAUGGGUGGGCCUCUUGGGCGAAAAUCCCAGAUGCAGCAACCCUUCACCGAUGGUCUGGCUCCUGCGGUAAAAAACAAGCUUUGCAACAAAAUCAACACACCGGAAGGAUGCAAGUUUGGAGACAAAUGUCGUUUUGCCCACAGUGAGGCGGAGAUUGGUGGUAGACCAUCAUUCCCAGGUUAUGAAAACCAACGUGGUCCAAUGAACUAUGGAGGUGGUGGGUACCAAGCAUCCCCACCUGGUUUAGCUGGUGCUAACUUCGGUCAAUCUGCAACAGCCAAGAUCAGCAUCGAUGCAUCAUUGGCUGGAGCUGUUAUAGGGAAAGGUGGGGUAAACUCAAAGCAAAUAUGCAGGAUUACAGGGGUAAAGCUGGCAAUAAGAGAUCACGAGACUGACGAGAAUCAAAAGAAUAUCGAGCUGGAAGGAAGUUUUGAUCAGAUAAAACAGGCAAGUGCAAUGGUUCGUGAGGUAAUCAUGAACCUUGGUGGUGGAAAUGGUGGAGCAAGGAAAGGAGGUGGUGGAGGAAAUAAUUUCAAGACGAAGAUGUGCGAGAACUUUGGGAAGGGACUGUGUACUUUCGGGGAGAGGUGUCAUUUUGCACAUGGACCAAAUGAGCUUCGUACUUGAUUUUAUGACAUGUUGAAUUGUUGUAGUGAUGGAAUAAUCAUGUUCUAAAAUUUUCAUUUGGAUUAUUUGUUAUAUGUCAAGUUGUUAUCUUAUCAAAGACUAAGAUGGAUAGAUGUACAUUAUAUAAAUCUUUGAUUAGUUAA
Messenger RNA from Cynara cardunculus var. scolymus (artichoke), 1170 nucleotides. Its product is annotated as zinc finger CCCH domain-containing protein 14-like. NCBI's taxonomy places the organism in Eukaryota, Viridiplantae, Streptophyta, Magnoliopsida, Asterales, Asteraceae. Bases 182 to 1027 code for a protein of 281 amino acids. Gene Ontology annotation, molecular function: metal ion binding; mRNA binding. The transcript is spliced from 3 exons. The record is from RefSeq and is a predicted model, not a curated record.